Patella vulgata (common limpet) is the source of this 1860-nucleotide messenger RNA. Its product is annotated as homeobox protein Nkx-6.2. Gene Ontology annotation, molecular function: RNA polymerase II cis-regulatory region sequence-specific DNA binding; DNA-binding transcription factor activity, RNA polymerase II-specific. Gene Ontology annotation, biological process: cell differentiation; regulation of transcription by RNA polymerase II. Bases 396 to 1193 code for a protein of 265 amino acids. The record is from RefSeq and is a predicted model, not a curated record. The transcript has 3 exons. Gene Ontology annotation, cellular component: nucleus. NCBI's taxonomy places the organism in Eukaryota, Metazoa, Mollusca, Gastropoda, Patellidae.
UGUUAGUGAAGGAGAAGAGUUAAGAGGUUUUAGUCAGUCGUCAGCGGAGAGACAAGGCUUUAUUAAACCGUCAUCGUAUCUCACACACAUAGUAUUUUAAUGUGAUUUGAAGGUUUUUAAAGUUAAUUGAAUGAUUGAACGUGCAGCAAGGGAAAACAAGAAGACAACUAGGAGUUACACAUAUCUGUUAUGGUGCACUAGGUUAUGUUGACAAUAGUUUUGAGAGAAUUAUCAGUGUUAUUUUUAGAGGUGAUCGUUGUUUUGGAGAAGUGUAAUAUCUACUUUACGAGGAGAGGUAGAUACAGUUUUAUGAAUUAACCAGCGACAUUUUGUGAGUAAUUUUGAAGCGAUUUAAGACUCUCAAACUGACGGAGCCAGGCGACUACGACCCGAGUAUGUUGGACUACUGUUCUAACGAUACCUCAGCGGGUUACGCUAAUUCCAACCCCUCCAUGAACUCCAUCUUAAACCAGAACAUGGAAACCUCAAGACAGAGUACAUUCGUCUUAUCCAGUCCUCCACUCGCCGCCUUACAUAAUCUAACAGAAAUGAAAUUUCCAGCCACAUCAUCAAUUAUGUCCACGGCAGAAUAUGAGCAAAAUCUGAAACACAUGCAACAAUUAGCGGCGCAAUCAACGCCACACGGAAUAACCGAUAUAUUAAAUCGUCGGGCUUUAAACGGACUUGGGAUGCCUCGAUUUAACGCCGGAAUGUACCUCAGUCCUCAAGUUCAGUUUCCGAAGAUUGCCGAAUUACCUGGUCGCCAACCCAUCUUCUGGCCCGGAGUGCUUCCUCAACCAUGGCGACCGCAAGGUGAGACAAAUGGUUCCUGUUCGCGUUUUUCAGCCAACCAGAGUACGAUGGUAGUGGAUAAAGAUGGUAAAAAGAAACACACGAGACCCACCUUCUCUGGGCAACAAAUUUUCGCCCUGGAAAAAACUUUUGAACAGACGAAAUACCUAGCUGGACCGGAACGAGCAAGAUUAGCGUACGCUUUGGGCAUGUCAGAAAGUCAAGUCAAGGUCUGGUUUCAAAACAGAAGAACAAAAUGGCGAAAACGUCACGCAGCAGAAAUGGCCACCGCUAAAAAGAAGCAGGAACAGGCAGAAGAUAUGGAAGACGCGCCCUCUGACGGCGAAGAUGAAAACGCGGAUGGAAAUAGUUUAUGCGGACUUGAAGGAUUAGGUCCUUGAAUAUAAUUUCAACCAAUCAAUGACAUUUAAUAUAAAAACUUCCACAGGGAUGAAAGUAGCGGAAGUGUGCUGUGUGUUCCCUGCUGACGUCACAUCCGCUUCUAAAAAUACGGAAGUUGUAAUAUUUGGUUGGGGAAGUGUUUAAUGACGCUUGACGAUAGAACAGAUCUCACCAAAUAAGUAUUUAUCAUUCGGAUGUUAGAGUUCAUGUAUUCAUUGAAAUCCCCAUUCGUAACUCAUCGUUCAUUUAUGGAGUGAGAGAGUGGACAAAUCAGCAACAGUGUUUGCUAAAGUGCCAAGUCGACUUAAUUUUAUUAGUGCUGUUUUGGCGAGAAGUUAAGUCCUAACAACAGUGUAAUGAUUAUAUUAAAACAUAUACACGUAUGCAUGUAGAGUAUAAAUGAAGAUCGAAUGACACUUAAUACUAAAGUGAAAGUAGAACAGUUUGUUUAUAUUAAUAUUCGUUGAAGAAUAUCCGGGUUUCUGAAUUUAGUCACGUGGAACCUAUCAUGCCAAUUCUCGCCAUUUUGUUAAAUAGUAAAAUAUAAUAAGUAUAUAUAUAUAUUAUUAUUAUUAUGUACCUAGAUUAUCAUGUACAGUUUGUGUCGGAAGAAAAUGGUUCUUGUCCUGUCAUCUUUUUUUGUUAAUUAUAUUGAUUCUAAAUUAU